UGGUCUGCACUGCACGGUCGCCGCCACUUCGGGAGCCGCCGCUAGGAGCAGAGGAAUUUGGCCCGACCAUGGCAGAGGAUCUGAUCCUGGAGAGAUGUGAUUUGCAGCUGGAGGUCAAUGGCCGCGACCACCGCACGGCCGACCUGUGCCGGGAGAGGCUGGUGUUGCGGCGGGGCCAGCCCUUCUGGCUGACGCUGCACUUUGAGGGCCGUGGCUACGAGGCUGGUGUGGACACUCUCACCUUCAACGCUGUGACCGGCCCAGAUCCCAGUGAGGAGGCCGGGACUAUGGCCCGCUUCUCACUGUCCAGUGCUGUCGAGGGGGGCACCUGGUCAGCCUCAGCAGUGGACCAGCAGGACAGCACUGUCUCGCUGCUGCUCAGCACCCCAGCUGAUGCCCCCAUUGGCCUGUAUCGCCUCAGCCUGGAGGCCUCCACUGGUUACCAGGGCUCCAGCUUCGUACUGGGCCACUUCAUCCUGCUCUACAAUCCCUGGUGCCCAGCGGAUGCUGUCUAUAUGGACUCAGACCAAGAGCGGCAGGAGUAUGUGCUCACCCAACAGGGCUUCAUCUACCAGGGCUCGGCCAAGUUCAUCAAUGGCAUACCUUGGAACUUCGGGCAGUUUGAAGAUGGGAUCCUGGAUAUUUGCCUGAUGCUCUUGGACACCAACCCCAAGUUCCUGAAGAAUGCUGGCCAAGACUGCUCGCGCCGCAGCAGACCUGUCUACGUGGGCCGGGUGGUGAGCGCCAUGGUCAACUGCAAUGACGAUCAGGGCGUGCUCCAGGGACGCUGGGACAACAACUACAGUGAUGGUGUCAGCCCCAUGUCCUGGAUCGGCAGCGUGGACAUCCUGCGGCGCUGGAAAGACUAUGGGUGCCAGCGCGUCAAGUACGGCCAGUGCUGGGUCUUCGCUGCUGUGGCCUGCACAGUGCUGCGGUGCCUUGGCAUCCCCACCCGAGUCGUGACCAACUUUAACUCAGCCCACGACCAGAACAGCAACCUGCUCAUCGAGUACUUCCGAAACGAGUCUGGGGAGAUCGAGGGGAACAAGAGCGAGAUGAUCUGGAACUUCCACUGCUGGGUGGAGUCGUGGAUGACCAGGCCGGACCUGGAGCCUGGGUACGAGGGGUGGCAGGCCCUGGACCCCACACCCCAGGAGAAGAGUGAAGGGACAUACUGCUGUGGCCCAGUUCCGGUUCGAGCCAUCAAGGAGGGCCACCUGAACGUCAAGUAUGAUGCACCUUUCGUGUUUGCUGAGGUCAAUGCUGACGUGGUGAACUGGAUCCGGCAGAAAGAUGGGUCCCUGCGCAAGUCCAUCAACCAUUUGGUUGUGGGGCUGAAGAUCAGUACUAAGAGUGUGGGCCGCGAUGAGCGAGAGGACAUCACCCACACCUACAAGUACCCAGAGGGAUCUGAAGAGGAGCGGGAAGCUUUUGUUAGGGCCAACCACCUAAAUAAACUGGCCACAAAGGAAGAGGCUCAGGAGGAAACGGGAGUGGCCAUGCGGAUCCGUGUGGGCCAGAACAUGACUAUGGGCAGUGACUUUGACAUCUUUGCCUACAUCACCAAUGGCACUGCUGAGAGCCACGAAUGCCAACUCCUGCUCUGUGCACGCAUCGUCAGCUACAAUGGAGUCCUGGGGCCCGUGUGCAGCACCAACGACCUGCUCAACCUGACCCUGGAUCCCUUCUCGGAGAACAGCAUCCCCCUGCACAUCCUCUAUGAGAAGUACGGUGACUACCUGACUGAGUCCAACCUCAUCAAGGUGCGAGGCCUCCUUAUCGAGCCAGCAGCCAACAGCUAUGUAUUGGCCGAGAGGGACAUUUACCUGGAGAAUCCAGAAAUCAAGAUCCGGGUCUUGGGGGAGCCCAAGCAGAACCGCAAGCUGAUUGCUGAGGUGUCUCUGAAGAAUCCGCUCCCUGUGCCGCUGCUGGGUUGUAUCUUCACCGUGGAAGGAGCUGGCCUGACCAAGGACCAGAAGUCGGUGGAGGUCCCAGACCCCGUGGAAGCAGGGGAGCAAGCGAAGGUACGGGUGGACCUGCUGCCGACGGAGGUGGGCCUCCACAAGCUGGUGGUGAACUUCGAGUGCGACAAGCUGAAGGCCGUGAAGGGCUAUCGGAACGUCAUCAUCGGCCCCGCCUAAGGGAGUCCUGUGCGCAUCCCCCCUCAGUCUGCUGGAAACCCCCAACCAGACCUGGUCUUUAUCUCAAGCUAAUGGGUGAAACUUGCCACUUAGGGCAGGGGUAGGCUGCGUGGGGCCUCUGUGGAAAGGAAUGUGCUUCCCGCUCAUCUUGUCCCUCUGAGCUGAGAUCCCCACCAGCCCCUGUGCCAACCUGGAAUGUUCUGUGCCAAUGUGGUGGGAAUUCUGACUGGAGCUGGAGUGCGAGAGGGGGUUCUUUCUCCCUCUACUGAGCCCCAGCCCUUCUGGAUAGCCAUUGACCACCCAGCUGUUUGAUUUGCUCCUCAGUCCCCUGGAGCAGGCUGUGCCGAGGAGCUCAGCUGCCCUGCAGUGUCCUGUACCGCUUGCCCACUGCACUCAGGCCCCGGCAGCUUUUAAGAGCCAAAGCCAGGCAGGGAUGGGGAACAGGUCCAGCCCCACCCUCACGUUCCCAUCCUAGAACCCCUGGCCCAAUGGCCACUGUGAGGUGCCCCUGCAAAGGGCUGGUGUGCACAAGGCUCCCAGCCAGUUCUUCACCAUGGGGAUCUGCAUCAUGACGAGGAGGCUGAGGCCUGGAGGGGGCAGCUGCCCUCUCCACAUCAGACUACUGGGAAUACCUGGCAUGUGCAAGGCUGGAGAUUUGAAGGCCUGAGCCAGAGCCUUCACAUUCUGUCUUGAGGUCAGCACUGCAUUUAUGAUUCCAGUUCUAAUCUGAAAAUGAAAGGGAGGCCAUUUGGGGACUGACCACAGUGGGCCCAGUUGGAAUGAGAGGUAGGAGAGGAGUUGGAGGGAAUUGGGGAAUUGGAGGUCAGGGCCCUGCGUUUGAGCUCCAAGUCUGGUCAGACUCUGCCUUUUCUUUUCUGGGCCUCAGUUUCCUCAUUAAUCAGCAAGGUGAUUGAACCAGCGCACCACCAAAAUGCUCCUGGCCCUGACAUAGCCAGCUUUGUGAAUAACCCCAGGGCCCAGGCUGUUUCCGAAAGGGAAGCCAUGACCACCAGCCAUCCUGCUCCGCCCUGCACCUAGGUCCCUCCCUGCAGAUCUCGGUGCUAGGGGAGGGGAGCCCAGUGCUCGCCCACACAAUGCCUAGACAAGUGCCUUAGCUGCCCACCUGGAAAAUGACCAACAAGACUGGCACCCCCACAGCCCUGCUGUGCAGCCAGUGCCCCGCCCAGCGCUGGCCCCUGAGGGGGAGGCAGAGCCCCUGGGUUAUCAUCUCCAAGUCUGUCCCUGCGGGCUCUGUAUGCCCAGGCUUCCCGUGGGCUGGAUGGGCUGGGCGGACACAGCCUCUGAGGCUCCCGAGAUCCCAGAGAGGGACUUGGGGACAAUCAUUUCAAUGCCUUUAAAACUUUCUGCUUUGCACAGAGAGAACCACAAGAUGAUGUGACAUGUGUGAUCUGCAUAAAUACAACCCUGUUUCUCUGUAGAUUUAUAUAUACGCUUUUGGGUUCCUAGCAGGCAAUAGAUGUGCUUUUGAACCACAAGAAGCAAGCACUGAAAUAAAAGUUUAUUUUUCACAUGGAACCAA
Messenger RNA from Cavia porcellus (domestic guinea pig), 3681 nucleotides. It is a transcript of the gene Tgm2, whose product is annotated as transglutaminase 2. Gene Ontology annotation, biological process: peptide cross-linking. Gene Ontology annotation, molecular function: protein-glutamine gamma-glutamyltransferase activity. Gene Ontology annotation, cellular component: mitochondrion. NCBI's taxonomy places the organism in Eukaryota, Metazoa, Chordata, Mammalia, Rodentia, Caviidae. The record is from RefSeq and is marked provisional.